Molecule: messenger RNA, 3347 nt
Organism: Xenopus laevis (African clawed frog)
Lineage: Eukaryota; Metazoa; Chordata; Amphibia; Anura; Pipidae
Gene: khnyn.L
Product: KH and NYN domain containing L homeolog
Exons: 7
Coding region: 531-3056 (841 amino acids)
Cellular component (GO): nucleus; nucleolus; cytoplasmic ribonucleoprotein granule
Molecular function (GO): RNA endonuclease activity; RNA binding; mRNA binding
Source: RefSeq, a predicted model, not a curated record
GGGUUCUUGUGAUUCUGCACACAGAAGGGAGAACUGGGUGAUCUGGGUCGGAGACAAACUGUGUUUGUACAUUGCAUUCGGAUUGCAUUUGUGGCUGCUGUGUUCUGAGUGCCCACCUUGUUUAUAAAUGUCACUGCCAGUACCAGCAGGGCUACACAGGGCGCCAGGGUAGGGUGACGAGCUAGAAACGAAAGCAAGAGGCAGCUAUAGAGAGAAGCAGGGGGAGAGAGGCACGCACGCAGUGGGGUGGAAAUAGGAAAGAUUAGGGACGGUAUAUGCCCAGGUAAAAGGUAGGUUGGAAGAAUAGGGGUGUGGUCAAGAGGAGUGACAGAAUGAGGAAGCUGCCCAUAGAAUGUCAAGGAACUGAGAAAUAGAAACAAAUUGCACAGCCGGAAAGGAAAAGCAGGGUUGCACCAAGAGAGACUGGGGAAGAAAGCUGUCCUUGUGGAGCAAUUGUAUAUUCUUAUGAAGAGACUUAUGUGUCAUCAUUCAAAAAUUAUUGAACUAAGGGAUUUUGUGUACAAAUUAAAAUGUUCAUGGAAAGGGGAGAUCACGAUGCAGGGCAGGAUGACUUCAAAGUGGAUGAGUUUACUGUUCCCCAAGAAUCCGAAAAAGAAUUACGGGAUCAACAGCCUCACGUGAAGAGGAUAUUUGGAGUCACGCUUAAAAUCAUAGGGGUUCUAGAUCAACCGCAAUUGGGUCAUUGCCCUAUGGGACAUCUGCAGAUGUGGCUCGAGAUGAGAGGGGAUAGACGGCGUAUUGGAAAGGCCAAGGACUAUAUUAAAGGACUAUGCACACCGGAGAUAAAAGAGGACUUUGACUACCCACGAGAGAUGCAUUGCAUUUUUGUUGGAGCCAAAGGCCUCUUCCUUGAUUGCCUGAUCAGAGCUACAUCAGCAUUUGUAAAACCUUUAGCACCUGGCAGAAUCAGGAUAUCUGGCCUAGCAGAAGGAGCAGUGAUGGCCCAAAGCUGGCUUUGUGCUUCUGUAGAGAAAUGUAAAUCAAACACUAAGUCUAAUGUACAUGAGGUCCAAAUCAAAAGACAUUUUAAGGACCUGGUAGAGGAUCCUACAGAUAAACAUGCACUGGACCUUCUUAUUCUUCCAACAUCUGUCAAAGAGGAGUUACUAUCCUUAGUAGGCAAGCAUGUCGAUUCAACAGCAAAAAUGGAAUCACAAGACCAGCAAAGAAUGAAUGAAAAUACCAAUGAUAUAACAACAUUCAAUCAUCAGUUCUGGCCUACAGAAGUCCAAAACACUCAAAAAUAUGAAAAAAUUACGAGUUCUAAAGUAGAUGUUAGGAAUAAAUCAAAGGCAGGUAAUGUAAUUUUACACCACAGAGCUUCUGAGCCACGUCAUCUUGCUACUUACAAUAAAUGGGACUGCGAUAGCCAAGAACCACCAUUCCCCAGAUUGGAUACAUACGAGAGGACCAUAAUACAAUCAACUGGGAUUGAUGUGCCCCAGUACCAACACAUGGGUGAAAGAGAGUUGCUAUUCCACGAUGAUGACGAAGAGUUUCAGCAGAUAUCUGGACUGCUAGACACUAUUAUGGGUAGGGAAAAUGGAGACCAAAAACACUUUUCUCUGGGUACUCAAAAAGAAUUUAAUAUGCUCUUGGAUUUUUUUAAGACCAUGGGUUACCAGGAGGCUGUAGUUCUUAAGGUAUUAUCUGAAAAUGGAAUUCAAGAACCUUCUCAGAUACUGGACAAGGUUAAGCUGGAACAGUCUAACACCAGUCAACGAACAGAACAACAAAAUGAAAAUGUUCCUCACAAAGGACUCUCGCAUACUGCAUCCAGCCAGAAUGAUGAAGAUGAUGAUGAUUAUGUUUUGGAAGUUGUUAAAUCAGCUGCCAGAAACUGUGGCUAUUGUCCUACUGAAAUUGUAGAUAUCGGGAAUGGAUCUAUGGCAGGACUGCUUAGAAAACUUAAUGAGAAGAACAUUUUGGAAGAUGAUAUGGUCUUUUCUAAUUGCCAAAGUCAGGAUGAUACUGAAGGUGGUCAAUUGUUUCCUGAUGAACUCAGAGUAGAACAAGUGGCUGAGCUCAAUGCAGCUGAAGUUAAUCCGCCACAAAUGUUAAAACAUAACAAGCACUGCAACCGCCCUGUUGAGGAUCUCAAUCCUGGGGUGGCCCAACUAGAGGUUGGAUUGUUGGAGAAAGGCCAGGGUCCAGUUGAUGAGAAAGACCCUCGUGUCCCUGUGGUGACAGGAGUACAAAGGUUUAAUGAAGCGAUGCAAACUCCAUUUCAACUUAACCUCAGAAAUGAAAAAGGAAGGGAAGAGCUGAGAUAUAUCAUAAUAGAUGGCAGUAAUGUAGCUAUGAUACAUGGACUUCACCGUUUUUUCUCUUGUCGCGGGAUUGCACUCGCUGUGCAGUAUUUCUGGGACCGAGGACAUCGGGGCAUCACAGUCUUUGUUCCUCAGUGGCGAAUGAAAAAAGACAGUAAAGUCAAAGAACAGCAUUUCCUAACAGAGUUAAACGAUCUUGGACUUCUCUCUUUCACUCCAUCAAGAACAAUAGAAGGCAAAAGAGUAACAUCCUAUGAUGACAGGUUUAUGCUGCAGUUAGCAGAGAAGAAAGAUGGUGUCAUUGUCACAAAUGAUAAUCUACGAGAUAUAGCUGCUGAAUCUCAGGCCUGGAAAGCUAUUAUAAAGGAUAGACUUCUACAAUUCACCUUUGUUGGAGAUAUUUUUAUGGUACCAGAUGAUCCCCUAGGACGUAAUGGACCACCACUGAACCAGUUCCUCAGUAAAAACUCACGUCCCAGGACCAAGUCAAAAGGACAUUCGUUUGCUGGUCGAAGAGGAACCCACACAGCACCUAAGAAAUCAUCUCAGACAGAGGUUUUAAACUUUCGAGAUCUUAAGGCAGGUGCAGUGCGAGAAAAGCAAAAGGCGGACGUCCGCUCAUUAAAUGAGACACAAAAACUCAGACGUGAACUACUAAAUAUUUUCCCAGCCCAGGAUUCAAUGGUGGAUUAUAUUCUUCAUAGAGAACCAUAUCUGUCUGACCUUAACAAACUUUCUGAACUCAUAAUUACACUUGAGUGUUGAAAAUUACUUGAGUCAUCAUAAACAGGAGCCAGCAUUUAUGAAAAAUGCUUUGGAACAAACAUUUUAAAAAUAUAAGCGUUUUUAUUCACUACACCUGCUCUACUACCCAAAUAGUUCAGAUCUUUUGUGUACAAAAUAUGGAAAGUCCCACCAGUGUACAGAACAUAUUAGUUUAUUUAAUGUUUGAUAUAAAAUAUGUAUAUAUUUAUGUAGUUUUAUUUUUUUUAAUAAAAAAAAAAUGUGUUGCAAAAAAAAGUGAUAUCACAGUAAAACAUGACAUAGUCCAUGUAA